ACAGGCAUUUGCUUUCAAAAGGAAGAAGAAGAAGAGUUUACAGACAGGACAGGUACAGCAACGGCUCCGUCCCCCGCGUCGCCACCAACCACACGAUCCCCCGCCGGAAAGGCGGAGCCGAGUACUUCACCGCGCGCGCGGCAGGGCUUGCAGCGCUCCUCUACAGCAUCGGCCUCCUCCAGCCAUGUCCUCGUCCGCGCACCUCCGCCUCCUGUCCGCCGCGGCGGCCUCCCUCCCGGCGCCCGCCGCCACCCGCUUCUCCCCCCGCCGCCGGGUCCGCCUGCUGCAGCCCCUCCCCGCGCUCCCCCUGCUACCCUACUCCGCCCGCGCCCUUGCCAGCCUCCCGCGCCUCUCCCUAGUCCGCCGCCGAUGCGCUGUCGCCGUCGUGGAGGGACAGGGCGAGGAGGAGGAGGGGCAGCGACUGGGGCUGGAGGCCUUGGCGGAUGGGGAGGAGGUUGUGGCGGCGGCGGAGGGGAUAUGGGCGCAGGUGCGGGACGUGGUGGUGUUCGCGGGGCCGGCGCUGGGGCUGUGGAUCUGCGGCCCUCUCAUGAGCCUCAUCGACACCAUGGUCAUCGGCCAGACCUCCUCCCUCCAGCUCGCCGCCCUAGGGCCUGGGGCCGUGUUCUGCGACUACCUGUGCUACAUAUUCAUGUUCCUGUCGGUCGCAACCUCCAACAUGGUGGCCACCUCCUUGGCCAACAAGGAUGAAGAACUUGCACGACAUCAAGUAUCUAUGCUGCUGUUUCUAGCUCUUUCUUUUGGUAUAGGAAUGUUUCUGUUCACUAAGAUUUUUGGGACUCAAGUGUUGACUGCUUUUACUGGAUCAAGAAAUUAUGAAAUUAUUUCUUCUGCCAAUACAUAUGCACAGAUCAGAGGCUUCGCGUGGCCUGCAGUUCUUGUUGGCUUAGUUGCUCAAAGUGCUAGUCUAGGCAUGAAAGACUCUUGGGGUCCUUUGAAAGCGUUGGCAGCUGCUAGUGUUAUAAAUGGAGUUGGCGAUAUAUUUCUCUGCUCUAUUUGUGGCUAUGGAAUUGCUGGUGCUGCCUGGGCAACUAUGGUUUCACAGGUUGUUGCAGCUGUUAUGAUGAUGCAAAAUCUAAACAGUAGAGGUUUUCGAGCUUUCUCAUUCACAAUCCCAUCAAUAAGAGAGCUCCUGCAGAUAAUUGAAAUUGCAGCUCCUGUUUUUGUGACAAUGACAUCGAAGGUAGCAUUUUAUGCAUUACUUACAUACUCCGCGACUUCUAUGGGAGCAAUAACGCUUGCAGCCCAUCAGGUUAUGAUUAAUGUCUUGUGCAUGUGCACUGUUUGGGGUGAGCCCCUGUCACAAACAGCACAGUCGUUCAUGCCGGAGAUGAUAUAUGGAGCCAACCGCAAUUUGAUGAAGGCAAGGAUGCUAUUGAAGUCACUUCUCGUGAUUGGAGCAAUAGCUGGAAUGACUGUAGGGGCAGUAGGAACACUUGUUCCGUGGCUCUUUCCCAGUCUCUUUACCAAUGAUCAAAUGGUUGUACAACAGAUGCACAAAGUGCUGAUCCCAUAUUUCACUGCAUUGUUGGUGACACCUUCAGUACACUGCCUUGAAGGAACAUUAUUGGCUGGAAGGGAUCUCAGGUAUUUGAGUCAAUCAAUGGGUGCAUGCUUUUGCAUUGGUACCUUUCUAUUGUUGUUUGUUGGCGACAAAUUUAGUAGCUUGCCACUAUGCUGGUGGAUACUUGUCUUCUUCCAAUGGAGUCGGUUCGGAAGUGCUGUACAGAGGCUUGUUUCUCCAACGGGGAUGUUAUAUAACAAAAACUUCAACCAGCCUGAUUAUGUCAAGGUGGAGGCCACAUAAGGAUGUACAAUUGAUUGAAGCAAGGCGGCAACAAAUACACACACAUUUUUAGUCCUGGAAAGAUUGUUCUUCAAUGUCUGUUUCUGACCACCAUCUUUGUAAGAAGUAGACCAUGGCUCUAUGUUUAGAGCAGGACCUGCACAUGGUGAUCUUGGAAGCGAAGUUACUUGGUUGAGGUGGUUAGAACUAGGAAAGUCCAAUUGGCUCUAGGUUAGGAUUGAUUCUCUUGUUAGUAUCUUUUGUCCUAUGAGCUCCUAUCUCACGCAUUAUUGCUACUGAGAAGGCUAUGAUAUUUACACUGUCAAACACUUGUGAUACUGUAAAACUGCAGUUACGCAAGCGUAUAAAUAUUUUUUUCAAAAAAAA
Molecule: messenger RNA, 2191 nt
Organism: Brachypodium distachyon (stiff brome)
Lineage: Eukaryota; Viridiplantae; Streptophyta; Magnoliopsida; Poales; Poaceae
Product: protein DETOXIFICATION 46, chloroplastic
Exons: 14
Coding region: 185-1825 (546 amino acids)
Biological process (GO): transmembrane transport
Cellular component (GO): membrane
Molecular function (GO): xenobiotic transmembrane transporter activity; antiporter activity
Source: RefSeq, a predicted model, not a curated record